AUGUUAAAAACGCACACAGGAUCUGGCAACCCGGACCGGGGCAAAGGUGACGAAGGUUCCACCUCAGUAGCUACCGUGUUUUAUUUGUUUAUUUUUGGUUUUAAACAAUAUUUGAGGCAACUUUAUCGUGGUAACAAGGAUGGCACGCUUGGUUGCAAUAUUUUAACAAUGGUUAUGGAAUUCCCAGAUGACUUUGGUGAUGAUGGUAACCAUAAACAAAAAUUCUCCUCCUUCAAACAAUUCUCAAAGUGUUACUCCAAGUUAACACAUGAGAAUUUGAACGCUGCUCUCAUUGUGACAUCCCAAGAGGUCUUCAGCACUCUGUCCCAGUUGGUUCCGUGUGUGGGCUGCAGGAGGAGUGUGGAGAGCCUCUUUGCUCAUGUAGUCAAAUCAAGGAACCCAGCUUUAGAACCCCUCACUGUGGAAUCUACAGGCAUGCUUUCUGUCACAAAGUCAUGUCUGUCUGAUGUGAAGAAGCUCUAUACUCUCUUCUACGUCCAUGGAUCAAAGUUAAAUGGCUUUAUGGAUGCCAUUCCAAGAGGGAAAAAAAACAAAAGAUGUCAGUUACACUCAUUGGAUACACAUAAACCCAAACCUUUUGGGGGAAGCUGGAUGGAUGUGUGGGAGCUCAUGUCACAAGAGUGCAAGGAUGAAGUGGUGGUCAUUGAUAGUGAAUGUCUCCUGGAUACACUAGAGGAAUACUUACGCAAGCAUAAAUUUUGCACAGAGUGUAAAAAUAAGGUGCUAAGAGCAUACAACAUCCUUGUAGGAGAUUUGGAUGGUGCUAAAGAGAAGGGCUACUGUGCUGCUCUGUAUGAAGGUCUGUGCUGCUGUCCAAACGAAGGCCACGUCCAUGUGUACAGUAAAACCGACUUCAUUGCUCACCUUCUUGACAGAGCAGAGCCUGAGUUCUCUGGGGGAUACGAGAGAAGAGAGAGACAUGCCAAGACAAUUGAAAUUGCACAAGAAGAGGUUCUGAUCUGCAUAGGUAUUCAUCUUUAUGAGCGACUGCACAGAAUCUGGCAGAAACUACGAGCAGAAGAGCAGACGUGGCAAGUUUUAUUUCAUUUGGGGAUCGAUGCACUACGUAAAAGCUUUGAGAUUGCGGUUGAGAAAUUGGAAGGGAUCAGUCGACUAGAGCAAUUCUUUGAGGAGCUGUCUGAAGAAGAGAAGGCUAAAGAGCUUAAACUUGAGAAAAAGAGACAAAAGAAGAAAAAUCGGCGUAAGAAUAAAUGUGGCAACGAGAUGUCUGAACAAGAAGCUGAAAAUGAGAAGAAAGUGCCUGAUGUGGGAUCUCUUGAGUCUGUUGAGAGCUGUUGCCAUGGAUGUGAAAGCCAUUAUGAGGACGAAAACAGGCCUCAAGAAAGAAUGUGUGCUAAUGAAAACCUUUCCUGCAGGUGCACAGGCAACACUAAACAAGAUCCAUCUUCGCACAGCAAUGGUAGUGACUGUGGUUAUUCAUCAAGCAGCGAAAUUGGCUCUCGAGAAGGUUCAGAAGUUGCCUGUCCAGAUGGAAUUUGUAAAUAUAAUGAAGCAGCCGAAGUCGGUAAUAUCUACAGUUGUACAGACGACAGAGAAGACAGUUGUUUGGACUGCUGGCCACUCAAAGAUGAACAAUGUAAAAGGAAAAAAGGAACAUGUCUUACAGUUGACAAAGUACAGAGACCCAAUGAUAAAGACUGUGUGAAAAAGGGGAAUCGCCAAUCACUGCCGUCAUGCCUGACUAACGGAAUUCUUCACUGUAAACCUGCUCGCAACAUGCAUGCACCUCGGAGUGGACAUAAACAAAACCAUGGGUCCAUUAGUCUUCUGGAGCUUUUGGAGGAUUCUGAGGUUGUUUCAGAUGAGGAGAAUGGCCUGACUGAAGUUGAAAUCCAGUCAUUCUUUGAAAAAAAUCCCACGUUCUACAAUGACCGGCCUCAAGAGCACAUCUUCUCUUUAGAUCACAGCCUCACAUCAGCGGACCUCGGAGAACCUGCCGGGCGGACCACAGCACUCCACGGGGCUGCGGGAGCAGUAGAGCCGGUGGGGAUGGAGCGCUGGAAGGGCAGGGUCGCGCUGGUGACUGGAGCCUCUGUGGGGAUAGGAGCGGCCAUCGCCCGGGCUCUGGUGCAGCAGGGCAUGAGGGUGGUCGGCUGUGCUAGGAAUGUCGACAAAAUUGAGGCAAGUUGA
Messenger RNA from Knipowitschia caucasica, 2172 nucleotides. The record is from the annotation of a GenBank genome assembly. NCBI's taxonomy places the organism in Eukaryota, Metazoa, Chordata, Actinopteri, Gobiiformes, Gobiidae.